Condylostylus longicornis is the source of this 1843-nucleotide messenger RNA. Its product is annotated as ELAV-like protein 1. NCBI's taxonomy places the organism in Eukaryota, Metazoa, Arthropoda, Insecta, Diptera, Dolichopodidae. Gene Ontology annotation, cellular component: ribonucleoprotein complex. The transcript is spliced from 3 exons. Bases 121 to 1704 code for a protein of 527 amino acids. The record is from RefSeq and is a predicted model, not a curated record. Gene Ontology annotation, molecular function: RNA binding.
AGAAAGAAGCUCUCCACAUAUUAGAACGAUUUCUAUUAAGCAUUUAUUAUAAGGGCGUCGUCAGCCAUUUUCCAUUUAAGUUUUGAAUUAUUAAAUUUUGAAAAAGAUUAAAUUCUUAAAAUGAGUUCUGAAAAAUAUUUUAAGGAUGAUUUUGCUAAUUUGGUUGAUGAUAUUGAAAGAAAAGUAGAGUUAUCAAAAAAGGGAAAGCGUAAGGCAAAAAAUCCCUUUUCAGCAGGGUCCAAAAACUUGAUUGUAAAUUAUUUGCCUCACGAAAUGGACGAAUUGGAUUUGAUUAAAUUAUUUAGUGUUGUUGGGGAAGUUGAGAAAGUUCACUUAAUGAGAGAUUUGACGAAUAAAGCAGCUGGACCAGGAAAAAGUUUGGGAUAUGGUUUUGUAGAUUAUGUGAAUGCAGCUGAUGGAGAAAGAGCUGUUGAUGUUCUCAAUGGUUCAAAGAUUCUUAACAAAACAAUAAAAGUCUCUUAUUCUCGACCUUCUUCGGAUAAUGAGAAAUUUACCAAUAUCUAUAUAUCUGGUUUACCCAACUCUUUUACGCAGAAAGAUCUAGAAGAUUUGUAUUCACAAUAUGGAACUAUCGUAUCAUCAAAAAUAGUCGAAAAUGAGCAAGGAGAAGGCCGAAACAUCGCUUUUGUACGUUUUUCAAAACGGGAGGACGCUACAAAUGCUAUAAACUCUACAAAUAAUACUACCCCACCCGGAUGCGUGUCAAAAAUACAAGUUCGCCUCUCCAAUUCUGCGAAUUCUAAGAAUGUGGAACUUAUGAAGCGUCGCAAAUUGAAUGAUUUAUCCGAUCUUGAACAAGAUGAAACUUUUAUCAUAUAUGUUUAUAACUUAAAUCCAGAUACAGAUGACAAUGCUUUAUGGAAACUUUUCGGGGCUUUUGGAGCAAUUAAGAACGCUAAGAUUGUUUUCGAUCCGGUUACUAAAAAAUGUAAAGGUUUUGGAUUUGUGACAAUGAAAAAUCUAGAUGAAGCCGUGCAGGCAAUUCAAACAUUGGAUGGUUAUACGCAUGAUAAUCGAAUUUUGCAAGUCAGCUUCAAAAACAAGGAUCGUGAGUUAGAUAUUAAUGGUUUGAAUUUAAAUGAUAUAACUGGAACACAUACAUUAUAUGUUUAUAAUAUAAACCCUGAAACGCCUGAUAACGCGAUAUGGAAGUUAUUUGGACAAUUUGGCGCUGUUAAAAAUGUAAAAGUAAUACACGACCAGGAUAACAAAAAUUUCAAAAGCUUUGGCUUCAUUACAAUGAAAAAUUUAAAUGAAGCGCAAGAAGCAGUAAGAGUUUUAAAUGGAUUCACUUUGGACAAUCGUUUAUUGCAAGUCAGUUUCAAAACCCGCAAACGUUCCGAAUCAGGAGACACUUAUCAAAAUGAAGCUUUGGAUUCUAAAGUUCCAGCACACAUUGCAACAGAUCGAUUUGGAACAAUUCAAAUUUUUGUGUACAAUUUAUCUGCCGAUACUGAAGAAAGACACUUGUGGAAACUUUUCGGCCAAUUUGGUGCUGUUAGCAAUGUUAAGGUGAUUGAGGAUAAAAGUGCAAAAUUCGAAUACAAAGGACAUGCUUUUGUAUCAAUGAAAGAUUAUAAGGAGGCAUCUUUAGCUGUUGGAGCUCUUAAUGGAACAAUAUUUGACGACAGGGUUUUGCAGGUUAGCUUCAAGCUUAAAUCAAAUAAGCAUAAUGAUAACUAAGAAUUUUAAAAACAAAACCUUUUAUUAAGAAUUUUUCGAGAAAAACCCAUACAUAAUGGGAUUCUAAGCAAUUUCAAUUAACAAGUCAAAAUAAACCUUAAUGGAUUGGUAAAUAAAUUAAGUACAUACAAACAUAUAA